Molecule: messenger RNA, 1038 nt
Organism: Ixodes scapularis (black-legged tick)
Lineage: Eukaryota; Metazoa; Arthropoda; Arachnida; Ixodida; Ixodidae
Product: cytochrome P450 4V2-like
Exons: 8
Coding region: 1-1038 (345 amino acids)
Molecular function (GO): oxidoreductase activity, acting on paired donors, with incorporation or reduction of molecular oxygen; monooxygenase activity; iron ion binding
Source: RefSeq, a predicted model, not a curated record
AUGGCGACUCACGGAGAAGAUGACCUGGUGGUUUUCUUCAAUGGGCCCCAGGCUAUAGUCGUAACGGUAACACCGGCAGCAGUUGAGGCUCUCGUGAACAGCAGCAACAACAUCAACAAGCCAUUCAUUUACCACUUCAUGGAGCCUGCAAUGGGGAAGGGUUUGAUAGUCAGUUUCUGUGACGGAUUUGUUUCCCGGAUUUGCAACGUCGCUUACUGGUGGGACUUCAUCUACGAACUAAGCAGCGAGGGCAAGAAUCACCAUAGAGUAUCACGGAUAUUAAGAGACUAUUGUCGCCAGGUAAUUACGGCGCGCAAAGAAGAACUGAUGGACAAGGGCCAUGUCAGAAACUCCAUGAGAUCCUUCCUGGACAUUCUUCUUCAAAUGCACAUGCAAGACGGAACGCUUACUGAGAGUGACAUUCUGGACGAAACCGUUACAAUAAUUGGUGCUGGAUUUGACACAACCGCCUCGGCGGCCGCGUUUUGCCUGUACCUUCUCGGAAAUCACCUGGAAGUUCAAGAAAAGUUGCACGAAGAACUAGAUAGGGUUUUUGGAGAUGAUGUUGACCGUCCAGUAACAUUGGAUGACCUCAGGGAUCUGCCGUACUUGGACUGCGUGAUUAAGGAAACGUUGCGGCUUUAUCCCUCUGUUCCGGUCGUGGCGCGCUACAUUGACGAGGACAUGAAAAUAGGUGAACAGCUUAUUCCCAAGGGAACUACAGUAACGACGAUGAUCUACUUUCUGCAACGACACCAGAAGCUCUACGAUGACCCGAACAGCUUCGUUCCUGAAAGAUUCCAGGAAAACAAUGGAAGACAUCAAUACGCCUUCAUUCCGUUCUUUGGAGGGCAGAGGAACUGUAUCGGUCAGAGGUUUGCGGUGCUAAAGGCAAAGGUGCUGGUCGCCCAGGUGAUGAGGCGCUUCAAAAUCGAAUCGAAACUCCCGGAGAGUGAACUCCAGCUGGAGAUUGGAAUUGUUCUAAGGCCAUCUCAGAAUCUGGAUGUGAAGCUCACUCGAAGGAACCGAACUUUGUGA